CAGAAAUUGCCAGAAGGAUGGCUAGCAAGGAGCCCACUCACUGAUAUCUGAUUUUCAAUUGUGCCACACACCCUUCAGCCUGAAUGCCCAAGAUGCAUUGGGAUGGCUUUUCCUUCCAGCUUUACCAGUCCAGCCACUGUUACAUAACUUAACCUAGCAAAACUUCUCUUCUCCCUUUCAAAAUUGAAGAAAAUACGGGGCCAUUGAAUUUCGGAGACUCGUGUUUGCCUUUGAAGAAUAACCAUAAUAGGGAGGGCGUGUCCGGGAUCAAUACGAAGCGCGAGUUGCGGCUGUCUCUGGAAUUAUUCUGCCUGGAAUCGCGGCUCGCGGUGCCGCUCAAUAGUUGUGAAUCCGACGGCUUAGAUUCUUCUUGUAGGUCUUUUUUCAUGCAGUAUACGGAGUACGCCGCAAUAAUUCGUUAAUUUAUCUCGCCUAUUAAACCGUACCCGCCACAACGGCUGGCCCUGCACUAGAAAUUAUGAGCAGCCGAACUUCACCAGGCAACCGAAAUUCAAAGCGACGGACCAUAAAAGCGGCUACGAUUUCUCCCUGUCAACAAUGUUUAGUCGUCAAAAACGCUCUGGUCAUUGAAUAUAGCAUCAAUUCACAUUUUUUGAUACCUUUCCUAUCAUGAAGAUCGCGAUCGUCGGUGGAGGCAUCAGCGGAUGCGCCAUCUAUCUCGCGCUCAAAAAGCGUCUCCCCCAGCCGCCAGCUUCCAUGGCGGAGCAUGAAUUUGUCAUAUUCGAGUCCUACGACACGACCCGGAAUCUCGCAUCCCAGCAUGCUCCGGGUGACACCCACUCCGCCUCUCUUAUUGUGGGCGGAGGCAUUGGGCUCCAUCCCAACGGGGUCAGAUCCCUAGAACGACUGAAUGAAGAUUUAGCCCGUGAUGUUAAGCUUGCAGGGCACUGUUUUAACGUUCAGAAGUUUAUGAGCUCUUAUGGCAGGGAGCUCGCACGACUCCCUUGUUCGUCUGAAGAUACGUAUUCCAUCUCGUUAAGCCGGCAUGCUCUCUGGAGUUGCCUACGGAAUUACGUCCCCGAUGAUCUUAUUGUGACGAAGCGUGUUACUCAAGUCAUAGCCAAUUCGAAUGGAAGAAGCGUCAUUCAGUUCGCUGAUGGAAGUCCGGACGAGGAGGCAGAUUUGGUCAUUGGUGCAGACGGCCUAAAGAGUCCUACCAGGAGAGCCCUAUUCCCGGAGGCGAAGGAGGACCCUUAUCCCCCGGAGUUUGCAGGUUUAGUCGGUGUCGGUGGCGUGGUUCAAGGCGAGGAAUUCAAAUCUCUCGUCGAGCCAUGUACAAUAAACUUUGUUUUUGGAAGGAAUGGUUUUUUCGGAUAUUCUUUCGUGCAGUCCUUAACAAACCCAUCGGAAUACAUUAGCUCCACAUCACAGUCCAAGACGACACCGAGCGACACAGUAAUGUGGUGGUCUACCUACGAGAUGGAAUCAUGCCCGGACCCAAGGGCAGUGGACAAAGAAGCCAUCCUUCGUGAUCUACACAACCGCCUCGACACCUGGAAGGAUCCGAUUAUCCAGAAGAUUCUCGGCACGGUCAAUAUCCAGACUAUAUUUCCUGUGAACACAACACCAGAACUCCCAACAUGGACAAGAGACGGCGUCAUAGUCAUCGGCGACGCAGCCCAUACACUUACGCCUACUAGCGGGCAGGGUACAUGCCAGGCCCUUGAAGACGUCGAAUGUUUCUCCAUGCUGCUCUCCCACUUCUUGAACAAGACAUACGAUUCCCUAAGCGAUCCUUCCGCCGCUGCCUUAGCCCGAAUCGAGAGGGAAACCAUCGCGCAGGUGAUGCAAAAGCACAUGGAAAUCCGUAAACCCCGAGUCCAUGCGAUCCAGGAAAAGGGAAAACAAUUCGAUCAGAAGAAAAAGAAUUUAGGAAGAGUGGCCGAAUUCAUGAUGUAUUUUGGCUUAUUCAUAAUGGGCAAGCUACCCAUGCCUUCAUGGAUGACCGGAUUGUGGACAUAUGACAUUGCCAAUGAAGUUAAUUAUGAAAUCUCGAAGAUGGAGGCUGAAAACCAUCAUUGAC
Molecule: messenger RNA, 2044 nt
Organism: Coccidioides posadasii C735 delta SOWgp
Lineage: Eukaryota; Fungi; Ascomycota; Eurotiomycetes; Onygenales; Onygenaceae
Molecular function (GO): FAD binding; monooxygenase activity
Source: RefSeq, a predicted model, not a curated record